GAAUUGUAAAACAGUAGUUAUAAACAUUAAUCAAGAGACAAAGCUGUGUAAUUUUCCAAAAACAUAUAAAAUGGUACCAAUCAAACACAUCUACCAAUCCUAUCUAAGAUGAGUCCGUAAAUACCACAGCCCCAACGUCAUCACCAUUCAAUUCAUUCACUGCCACCCUUUCUCCACUAUCACGUUAUGCAUAACCAACGCACACUCUUACUCAGACUCCCCUCGUUGCCCUCUCACUCUCUCACCACCACUCAUCACCCCACAACAAACACAAAGGUAAGCAGAACGAUAAGGAAACGCAAUCGCAGUUCCUCCUUCAGAAGAAGCAAUUGGGUUGUCCCCAAUGCAUUGACAAUGCAUUGUACUUCUCGCUCUGGCAGCGAUGAUAACAACAACCACAACGGUGCCACUUUCCGCAACGCCAAGCUGAACGAGUCAACCUUCCUGGCUUCUCUCAUGCCCAAGACGGAGAUUGGCGCUGAUCGUUUCCUUAAUGCUCACCCACAUUACGACGGGCGCGGUGCUCUCAUUGCUAUCUUCGAUUCUGGUGUAGACCCGGCUGCAGCUGGAUUACAGGUGACCUCAGAUGGGAAACCAAAAAUCGUCGAUAUUCUUGAUUGCACUGGGAGCGGAGACGUUGAUACCUCAAAGGUGGUCAAGGCUGAUGCGGAUGGUUGUAUUUUGGGGGCUUCUGGGGCAUCUUUGGUCAUCAAUACUGCCUGGAAAAAUCCCUCUGGUGACUGGCAUGUGGGUUAUAAAUUGGUUUAUGAGCUUUUUACAGAAAAUUUGACUUCUCGUUUGAAGAAAGAAAGAAAGAAAAAAUGGGAUGAGAAAAACCAGGAGGAAAUUGCAAAGGCUAUAAAGCAGCUUACUGAUUUUGAUCAGGAAAACGUGAAGGUGGAGGAAGCUAAUCUUAAAAGGGUUCGUGAAGACAUUCAGAAUAAACUUGAUCUUCUGAGGAAGCAGUCUGAGAGUUAUGAUGAUAAAGGGCCUGCCAUAGAUGCUGUUGUCUGGUUUGAUGGAGAGGUUUGGAGGGUUGCAAUUGACACACAGAGUCUUGAGGAAGAUCCAGACUGUGGGAAACUUGCUAAUUUUGUACCCUUAACUAAUUAUAGGACUGAGAAGAAGUAUGGUAUCUUCAGCAAAUUAGAUGCUUGUACAUAUGUUGUGAAUGUCUAUAAUGAUGGAAAUGUCUUAAGCAUGGUAACAGAUAGCUCCCCUCAUGGCACCCAUGUUGCUGGUAUAGCUGCUGCAUUCCACCCAGAGGAACCUUUAUUGAAUGGAGUUGCACCUGGAGCACAAUUAAUAUCUUGUAAAAUUGGGGACUCUCGCUUAGGUUCAAUGGAAACUGGAACUGGUCUGACUAGGGCUCUGAUAGCUGCUGUUGAGCAUAAAUGUGAUCUUAUCAAUAUGAGUUAUGGUGAGCCUACUUCACUGCCAGACUAUGGACGGUUCGUUGACCUUGUGAAUGAAGCAGUAAACAAGCAUCGACUGAUAUUUGUGAGCAGUGCUGGUAAUAGUGGGCCGGCAUUGAGCACUGUUGGAGCACCUGGUGGUACAUCUUCAAAUAUUAUAGGUGUUGGAGCUUAUGUUUCUCCUGCAAUGGCAGCUGGUGCUCAUUCUGUUGUUGCACCUCCUUCCGAUGGGCUUGAAUACACAUGGUCUAGCCGUGGACCAACAACUGAUGGAGAUCUUGGUGUCUCUGUAAGUGCUCCUGGUUGUGCAGUUGCACCUGUUCCUACAUGGACUCUUCAAAGGCGUAUGCUCAUGAAUGGGACAUCAAUGGCAUCACCAUCAGCCUGUGGUGGAAUUGCAUUGCUCAUAAGUGCAAUGAAGGCUGAGGGGAUUCCUGUGAGUCCAUAUAGUGUGAGGAAGGCCCUUGAAAAUACAUCUCUUCCCAUAGGUGGUUCACCUGAGGAUAAGUUGUCCACUGGGCAAGGGCUUAUGCAAGUUGACAAGUGUUAUGAAUAUAUAAAGCAGUCUCAAAAUAUUCCAAAUGUUCGGUAUCAAAUAAUGGUCAAGAAUUCUGGAAAAACAAAUGCUUGGUCACGGGGCAUCUACUUGAGGGAGGCUAAUGAUUGCAGACAACCUAUGGAGUGGACGGUGCAAGUUGAUCCAAAAUUUCAUGAAGAUGCCAAGAAGCUUGAGGAAUUGGCUAUGUUUGAGGAGUUCAUUGAAUUGCGCUCAUCAGAUCAGACAGUUGUGAAAGCCCCCGAGUAUCUUCUUCUCACUCAUAAUGGCCGUACCUUCAACAUAAUUGUGGAUCCUACCAAUUUAAAUGAUGGUCUGCAUUACUAUGAGCUUUAUGGUAUUGACUACAAAGCACCAUGGCGUGGUCCUAUUUUCAGAAUUCCAAUUACUGUAACCAAGCCCAUGGCUGUAACUGACAGAAAUCCUCUAGUUUCAUUUUCAAAUAUGUUAUUCCUGCCAGGCCAUGUCGAGAGGAAGUAUAUAGAAGUGCCAAAUGGUGCAUCUUGGAUUGAAGCAACUAUGAAUGCAUCAAGUUUUGAUACAGUUCGAAGAUUUUUUGUGCACACAGUUCAGAUAUGUCCAUUGCGAAGACCUAUUGCACGGAGGAAUGUGAUAACUUUUUCCUCUCCUGCUGCCAAAAGCUUUACCUUUAGCGUAGUAGGUGGUCAGACAUUGGAACUAGUCAUAGCUCAGUUUUGGUCAAGUGGCAUUGGCAGUCAUGAGACCACCAGGGUGGAUCUUGAGGUUAUGUUUCAUGGUAUAAAAGUCAAUCAAGAGGAAAUUGUACUUGAUGGGAGUGAAGCACCAAUCAGAAUUGAUGCUGAAGCGCUAUUGGCAGCUGAGAAACUUGCACCAGUAGGAAUUCUGAAUAAGAUAAGGGUGCCCUAUCGACCAAUAGAUGCUACAAUUAGCUCACUUUCAAGUGAUCGUGACAAACUCUCCUCUGGAAAGCAGAUACUAGCAUUGACGUUAACAUACAAGAUCAAAUUGGAAGAUGGAGCUGAAAUAAAACCUCAAAUACCGUUUCUAAAUGAUCGGAUAUAUGAUACUAAAUUUGAAUCUCAAUUUUAUAUCAUUUCCGAUUCAAACAAGAAAGUAUAUUCAAUUGGAGAUGCCUAUCCGAACUCUACAAAACUUCCCAAGGGAGAAUACAAUUUACAACUGUAUUUAAGGCAUGACAAUGUGCAGAUUUUGGAAAAGAUGAAGCAGCUGGUGUUAUUCAUCCAGCGGAAUUUAGAAGAGAAGGAGAUCAUUCGCUUAUGCUUUUUCUCUGAACCUGAUGGUCCAGUGAUGGGAGAUAGCUCCUUUAAGUCCUCAACGUUAGUUCCAGGUAUAAAAGAAGGAUUUUAUCUUGGUCCUCCACCAAAAGACAAACUUCCGAAGAACUGUCUACAAGGAUCUGUGUUGGUGGGAUCAAUAUCAUAUGGUAAACUAUCAUUUGCUGGUCUACAGGAUGGUAAAAGUCCAGAAAAGCAUCCUGUGUCACAUCGGGUUUCUUAUAUCAUUCCCCCAAAUAAGGUUGACGAAGACACGGGAAAAAGUUCUUCCUUAUCUUCCAAAAAGACAGUUUCUGAACGCUUAGAACAAGAGGUACGAGAUGCAAAAAUGAAAGUGUUUGGUGGUCUAAAACAAGGAAGCAAUGAAGAGUGCCUUGAAUGGAAGGAGUUGUCUGCCUCACUCAAAACUGAAUAUCCAAAGCACACACCGUUGCUUGCAAAGAUUUUAGAAGGUUUAGUUUCCAGAAGUUAUAUCAAAGACAAAGUUCUUCAUCAUGAAGAGAUAAUUGAUGCAGCAAAUGAGGUUAUUGACAGUGUUGAUAAACAAGAGUUAGCAAAAUUUUUAGCACUAAAACAUGAUCCAGGAGAUGAGGAAGUAGAGAAAACCAAGAAAGAGAUGGACUUAGCCCGUGAUCAGUUGGCAGAAGCACUUUACCAAAAGGGGCUUGCACUGGCAGAGAUUGCGUCUUUAAAGGUAGAUGAGCAAUCAAAGGAUGAUGACGUUCAUCCAGACUUGUUCAAAGAGAACUUCAAUGAACUGAAGAAAUUGGUUGAUGUCAAGUGCAGAAAAUAUGGAAUCCUGUUGGUCACAAACGAGAGGCGUAAUCAAAGGCUUGGGACAGCAUUAAAGGUAGUGAAUGACAUCAUUGAAGAUGAUGCCGAGCCUGCUCCGAAGAAAUUCUAUGAUCUAAAGCUCUCUUUGCUUGAGGAAAUUGGAUGGACUCAUUUUUGUUCAUAUGAGAGGGAAUGGAUGCUUGUGCGUUUCCCCCCAAGCUUGCCCCUUUUCUAGGCUCUUCCCGUUUGAAGUUUUUAAAGGAAAUAUCCUUUUACUUAGUUAUUUAUUGCCAUAGCAAUCAUUCAUGCAACAUAAGAUUGACCAUUUUACUCCAACCUACCUUUAUCCCAUCAUUGUCCAGGUGUUUCUAUGUCAAAAUAAAAGAAAACAAAAUAUUACUAUUUUUGUUUUAUUCAUCUUGUAAUUCCAUUCAAGUGCCUUACAAUCCUUGGGUGUGGAUCAUCCCUUUUGACAUUAGCAAUGUUUAUAGUUCUUUCUUGA
Molecule: messenger RNA, 4524 nt
Organism: Vigna angularis (adzuki bean)
Lineage: Eukaryota; Viridiplantae; Streptophyta; Magnoliopsida; Fabales; Fabaceae
Product: tripeptidyl-peptidase 2
Exons: 34
Coding region: 187-4257 (1356 amino acids)
Biological process (GO): proteolysis
Cellular component (GO): cytosol
Molecular function (GO): serine-type endopeptidase activity; tripeptidyl-peptidase activity
Source: RefSeq, a predicted model, not a curated record